Molecule: messenger RNA, 1624 nt
Organism: Suillus bovinus
Lineage: Eukaryota; Fungi; Basidiomycota; Agaricomycetes; Boletales; Suillaceae
Exons: 4
Coding region: 104-1528 (474 amino acids)
Biological process (GO): asparaginyl-tRNA aminoacylation
Cellular component (GO): mitochondrion
Molecular function (GO): ATP binding; asparagine-tRNA ligase activity; nucleic acid binding
Source: RefSeq, a predicted model, not a curated record
GUGUAACCUUGAGUCAUUUUGCAGCCAUACAUGAUCAAUACCAAUGAUUACCACAAGAGCGACGAAAAUUGUAAGGACCUGUGUGGCUGUGUAAAUUUCUUCCAUGCUCCUGCGCCGUUUUGUGUCAGCUUCAACGUCGUUGCCGCCAACAAUCCGACAGCUACUGUCUUCCCUGCAACCGACUGGCCAGGUGACUAAAGUACAAUUGAGUGGUUGGAUCAAAUCUGUACGAAGACAGAAAAAUGUCACUUUCGCGGUGAUUAACGAUGGAAGUUGUGCUUCCGGCCUGCAAGCAGUCUUGAAGCCAGAUGCUACCCCACACAACUUAACCAAUGGCGCCAGUGUCCGCAUUUGUGGCAAUCUGGUCCAAAGUGUGGGUCGCGGACAAUCAUAUGAACUACAUGUCGAGGCGGUUGAUGUCUUGGGCGAAUGUAACCCAGAGGCCUACCCUAUCCAGAAGCAAGCCUUGCCCGUGGAAUUUUUAAGGGACAAUGCUCAUUUGAGAGCGCGAACGGAUACCAAUGCUGCUAUGCUGCGUCUACGUGAUUCCGUCCUCCGGAUGCUGCAUAGCUAUUAUGAGGCUCAAGACUUUCAUUACGUGCACACGCCCAUCCUGACUUCAAACGAUUGCGAGGGUGGUGGUGAAACGUUUCGUGUCUUGUCUACUUCUUCCGCCCCUUCUUCAAGGCAGUUGCCCGAUCCGAGUGCACAAGCCGAAUUCUUCUCCCAGCCAGCAUAUCUUACUGUGUCUUCGCAACUUCACCUGGAGGCCCUUGCUGCCUCCCUAUCUCGGGUUUACACGAUUUCUCCUUGCUUCCGAGCAGAACGUUCGCAGACGAAUCGGCACCUCGCUGAAUUCUGGAUGCUCGAAGCUGAAUUGGCAUUCAUUGACCACGUCGGGGACAUAUGCUAUGUGGUUGAGGAGUCUCUCAAAAAUGUCCUCCUUCAGUGUCGAUCAGAACACGCCCUCCUUUGGAAUGAUGGCGAUGAAGAAAAACUCAAAUCUCUGCAAGAUGCGUCGCGCCCAGAAAUCCCCUGGACACGCAUAUCAUACACUGAUGCUGUGAAAGAGUUGCAGAAAUACCAUGCUUCUUCUCGAGUUGGAUUCGGAUUCGAGCCUGCAUGGGGGAGAGCACUGCAAAGCGAGCAUGAGCGGUGGCUUUCGGAACGACUUGUCGGCGGCCCUGUGUUCGUCACAGAUUACCCAACCUCCUUAAAACCAUUCUAUAUGCGAGCUAAUGAUGAUGAACAGACUGUAGCGUGCUUUGAUCUUCUAGUUCCUUUCAUCGGCGAGCUCGUGGGUGGGUCGCUCAGAGAAGAGAGGACCUCUUAUUUGGUCGAGGCUAUACGGAGGCAUGGGCUUAGGGAGGAAGAAUACAGAUGGUACGUAGAUUUAAGGAAGUAUGGCAGUGCACCGCAUGGGGGUUAUGGGCUGGGGUUUGAACGACUGGUUAGCUGGAUGAGCGGUAUUGAAAAUGUGCGGGAGUGCAUCGCGAUGCCGAGGUGGGCAAAACGGAUGUUGUUGUAACAUAUACUCUUGUCGGACUCCUCUCGAUUUAGUGGCAAAGUUCCGAAUUGAUCUGCGCUUCGUUGCAAAGUCUUGUGAGCUACAGUUGAAAUGGUC